Messenger RNA from Austrofundulus limnaeus, 2559 nucleotides. RefSeq names its product alkaline phosphatase, intestinal, tandem duplicate 1 (gene alpi.1). Gene Ontology annotation, molecular function: alkaline phosphatase activity. The record is from RefSeq and is a predicted model, not a curated record. Gene Ontology annotation, cellular component: plasma membrane. Gene Ontology annotation, biological process: dephosphorylation. Lineage: Eukaryota; Metazoa; Chordata; Actinopteri; Cyprinodontiformes; Rivulidae.
CCUCCAGGUCGUGUGGAUAAAAGGAUGCAAAUGGCACAUUGCAGUGCCACAAGUCUUCCGGUUAUCCUCCUGGGCCCCAUCCUGAUGGCUGUAGGCUUGGCGACUCUGGACAGCCAAGUGCUACAUGAACUCGAGAAAGAACCAUCCUACUGGGACACACAAGCAAAGGCAGCACUGGAUGCUGCACUGAAACUCCAUCCUCAAGAGCACAGAGCCAAGAACAUCAUCCUUUUUCUUGGCGAUGGAAUGGGUGUGUCCACAGUUUCAGCUGCAAGGAUACUGCGAGGUCAAAUGGAAGGUGGUUCUGGAGAAGAAGCGAUGCUGGCCAUGGACACCUUUCCAUAUGUGGCCCUCUCCAAGACCUACAGUGUGGAYAAGCAGGUAGCAGACAGUGCCAGCACAGCUACAGCCUAUCACUGUGGAGUGAAGGCCAAUGCUAAGACGRUAGGACUCAGCGCUAAAGCAGUGGCCUACGAGUGUAACACCACUUUUGGCAAUGAGGUCUACUCAGUGCUUCGACGUGCUAAAGCACAAGGUAAAUCAGUGGGCAUAGUGACCACAACCCGGGUCCAGCAUGCCUCUCCAGCGGCUGCUUACGCCCACUCUGUCAGCCGCAGCUGGUACAGCGACGCAGAUCUUCCCUCCGGWGCCCACAGACAAGGAUGUGUUGAUAUCGCCACGCAACUGGUCACCAACUUUGAUAUUGAUGUGAUUCUGGGAGGAGGAAGGAUGUACAUGACACCCAAAGGCUCUCCAGACCCAGAGUAUCCAACCUCCACAACUCGCAAGGGGAGCCGCAAAGACAAGAAAAACCUCAUUGAUAUGUGGUUGAAGGCCAAACCAAACAAAAAGUCACAUUAUGUUUGGCACAGAAAGGAUUUUGAUGAGAUAAAUGUUAAAACUACUGACCGUCUUAUGGGUCUUUUUGAGCCAAAGGACAUGAGGUUUGAGGUUUUUCGGAAUGUCACACGUGAUCCAUCCAUUGUGGAGAUGACAGAAAAGGCCAUCCAGAUCCUCAGGAAGAAUCCAAAAGGAUACUUUCUGUUUGUAGAAGGAGGGAGAAUUGAUCAUGGCCACCAUGAUGGCAUUGCAAAACUGGCCCUGACAGAAGCUGUGAUGUUCGAUCAUGCCAUUCAGCUAGCUGCACGGCUAACCAGAGAAUCGGACACACUGACAGUGGUGACUGCGGACCACUCUCAUGUCUUUACCUUUGGUGGUAACACGCCUCGAGGGAAUCCCAUCUUUGGUCUGGCGCCAAAGAAAGCCGAUGACGAAAUGCCUUUCACCAGCAUCCUCUACGCCAACGGCCCUGGUUAUGUGCACAUAAACGGAACCAGAGGGAACAUCACAAUGGUGGAUUACUAUGAUGAGGAGUACAUGCAGCAGGCUGCCGUGCCGUUGGAYGCUGAGACGCAUGGAGGAGAGGAUGUGACCAUCUACGCCAAAGGCCCCAUGGCUCACCUGUUUCAUGGGGUGAAGGAGCAGAACUACGUCGCACACGUCAUGGCCUACGCUGCCUGUUUGGAGCCAUACAGAAACUGCCCUCCUCACCCACACCCGCACAGCCGCUCAUCAACUGGCCGUGUGAACACACAUCUAAGCCUUCUAAUAGGCAUGCUUGGACACCUAUUGUUAUUUAGAUGACACCCACCCCCCCGACCCACCUGCAGACAUUUACUGUUACUUUAUAUGAAUGGAAUAGCACAGGCUAUGAACUAAACCCUCAGAAUAUGUGUACACACACUGUUUGAGAACAUGCUGGCGAACCAAAAAGCAGGGAUAAACACUGACAGUGCUGUACUUGUUACCAGAAAUUGGCUUGUGUCACGUGGUAUUUAUCCACACACAGUUUUAUGCAAACACACAUUUAAUAUGCAAGCUUAAACAYGUUUUAAAAAGGCAAGCACUUGAUAGUUAAUACACAUGCAACAGACAGUUGUGAGAAGUUCUUAAAAAAGAGCUUUAAUGAGACAACAAACYUGCACUAACUUGCCACUUCCCCAUUUCGGUGAGCUUUUUUGUUGUUCUUUUUUCCCAUGUUAUAUUGAGUCUCAGUUAGCACAGCCAACUUAGUGAUGUCACGCAUACAUAAAGUUACAGUUUACCAUGUCCACACUUUAAACURAACUUUGGCCUAAAAUAACUUGAAGUAAACAAGCAGGCUGGGGUAAAGUCGCUGUUCAGUGUUUGGACUCCGUGGCAGGACAGUGGUGCUUGACUGUGACUGUCCGAAUGGAAAAGAUGAGUCAKUUAAACCUGAACUACGAACUGUUGUCUCUGUUACAUUAUUAAAUGACCUCCUUUCACAAUCACAUACAAGCUCUUUCUCUCUUCGCAAACAAACAAAAAAAACAUAGUUUGUUUUGUUUUUAUGAAAAAUACUGUACGUUUUUGACAUUGCUGUUUUUCCGAUCUCAAAUGUCAUAUUCAUCUGAUGUACUGUWUGUGGUCUGUUCAAAUUGUAAAGGGAAACAUUUUGUAAGUUAAUUGUAAGUAAUUUGAAUGUAUUUUUAUACUAUUUGUUCCAUAUGUAUAGGUAUAAACAUUUAGCUUUUUGCA